CAUGAGUUAAAUAAAUUAGAUGGUCAUUCUAAUUGUGUUAAUUCAGUUUGUUUCUCUCCUGAUGGUACUACAUUAGCAUCUGGUAGUAGGGACAACUCUAUCCGUUUAUGGGAUGUUAAAACAGGAUAAUAAAAAGCCAAAUUAGAUGGUCAUUCAGAUUGGGUUUCUUCAAUUUGUUACUCUCCUGAUGGUACUACAUUAGCAUCUGUUAGUGAUGAUAACUCUAUCUGUUUAUGGGAUGUUAAGACAGGAUAAUAAAAAACCAAAUUAGAUGGUCAUUC
Molecule: messenger RNA, 281 nt
Organism: Paramecium octaurelia
Lineage: Eukaryota; Ciliophora; Oligohymenophorea; Peniculida; Parameciidae
Source: the annotation of a GenBank genome assembly